Molecule: messenger RNA, 1100 nt
Organism: Nymphaea colorata (pocket water lily)
Lineage: Eukaryota; Viridiplantae; Streptophyta; Magnoliopsida; Nymphaeales; Nymphaeaceae
Product: dihydrofolate reductase-like
Exons: 6
Coding region: 254-922 (222 amino acids)
Source: RefSeq, a predicted model, not a curated record
GUUUAGACACGCAGAUGAGGGUACAGAAGGGAAAAAGGGACGAAGACGCGGGUGCUGACCCCCGGAGUCCGCUUAUAUAGCGACGAAGGAAGGAUGUGGUCUAUACACAUGCAAAUCCUCAGAAAGAGUCGGGGCGGAAAAGAAGGGGAUUGGCUAGCAGCGAGAAGAGAAGGAAGGGUCUCAGCCAGAGCAAGGCACCCGCCAGAAAGCAGGCGCGGGUGUUGUGUAGUCUCUGCGUUCAUUUCUGAGAGAGAUGGACGUGGGGAGGCAGGAGGAGCAGGUGGUGGUGGAGAAAAAGGGGAAGAAGAAACCGAGGGUGUUGUGCCUCCAUGGAUUCCGAACCAGUGGUGCCAUCAUGAAUAAGCAGAUCCAUAAGUGGCCCGAUAGCCUCGUGGACAAGUUCGAUCUCGUCUUCCUCGACGCGCCCUUCCCUGCCGAAGGCAAAUCCGACGUCGAGCACAUCUUCCCCCCUCCCUACUACGAAUGGUUCCAAUUCAACGAGAAAUUUACGGAGUAUAGGAAUUUCGACGAGUGCCUUGCCUACAUAGAGGACUUCAUGGUCGAGAACGGGCCCUUUGACGGGUUCAUGGGUUUCUCUCAGGGUGCAAUCCUCUCAGCUGCUCUGCCAGGCCUGCAAGCAAAGGGGUAUUGCCUGAAGAAGGUGCCCAAGAUACAGUUCGUGGUGAUCAUCUCAGGGGCGAAGUUUGCCAAGGCAGAUGUGGCGGAACUCGCCUACUCCACAAAGAUUGACCGCCCUUCCAUCCAUUUUCUUGGGGAGACGGACUUCCUGAGGCCACACGGAGAGGUGUUGCUGGAAUGCUAUGAGAACCCGAAGAUCAUUCGUCACCCCGUGGGACACACUGUCCCUAGACUCGAUGAGAAAGCACAGAAGGUUAUGCUGGAUUUCAUAGAGAGCAUAUGAAUGGAAACGGGGGGCAAGGGUAUAUAUAUGGUGACUGGUGAAGACGACAUUAUUAGGUCAUCCUCAUCAGAUUUUUUUAUGGAUUUCUUUAGCAAAUUAAUGUACUAGCUACCAUCACUCGUAUAUUUAGCUUAUUGUUAACUAUUAUUUGAAAUAUUAUGAAAGCACAAUUCCCGUA